Molecule: messenger RNA, 3203 nt
Organism: Schizophyllum commune H4-8
Lineage: Eukaryota; Fungi; Basidiomycota; Agaricomycetes; Agaricales; Schizophyllaceae
Exons: 21
Coding region: 197-2728 (843 amino acids)
Source: RefSeq, a predicted model, not a curated record
UCCACCAUAUAUUCCGCCAGAGUAGCGGGCUGAAGUGCAAUUUUGUCGCUGCAGUCUCGCUGAACUAGGCGAGGAAGGUUUCACCCGAACUUCAAGCUAGCAACUGGCUUACCGAGAGCCGUCAUCGAGAGGUCAUAGAUCGACUGAACAUCAUUAGACUACGCUCGGUUCCUUGUUUCCUUCCCCCACCGCCACCAUGGGCGAGAACGGCAGAUAUGGCGAGCAUGAGCCACUUCUCAGCAAAGCCGAAAUCGCGUCGACGCCGGUGUAUCCUAUAAUACACAUGAUUAAGAACACAGAUACCCCCCUCACUUUCGAUGCGCUCACCGCCCCCGACCUCACCUACACCCUCAUCCGCCCGCUGCACGAAAAGUACAGUUCCCUCCAACGCGGCGGCAACAUGUCCAUCGUCUUCUGCCUCCUCCUCAACCGCGCGCACUUCCGCGCAGACGAGAACAUGUCCACCGCGCUCGUCUCCCGCACGCGCGCCGAGCUCUGCGAGCUGCUCGCCAUCCGCACGCUGCGCGACUACGGCGACGACACGCUCACGCUCGCGCACGUCGUCACGACCGCGUGGCCCGUGUUUAACGGCGCGGAUGAGGAGGUGCUAAGGCAGGCGCAGGAGGACAGGGAUGAUCUGGAGGAGCGGGUCGGGAAUGCGAUCGAGCUGGCGAUUGUAGGGAAGGCGAAGCGCUUCAUCAAGUGCUCGCCGUGUCAGAAGGUUAUUGAUGCGAUUUGGAGCGGCAAAUGCGUGUAUCAGGCUGAGAGCAGCCACUCUAUCUUGUCUGACACGUACAAACGGACACCUAUACACUACUAUGACCCUCACAAAGCGCCCUUGCUUGAUCACUACCGCCUGAAGGUCCCGUCCGUGCGGGCCGUUCUUGAAUUCUGGAACUUCGUGCUUCUCUUCAUCCUUUUCGUCGUAGCCAUUGAAUACUCAGAGAGGGACCAUAUCAAUACGGCUGAGAUCGUAUUCAUGGUAUACGCCCUCGGUUUCAGUCUAGAAAAGUUCGCAGCCAUGCAGGAGCACGGAAUUCGAGUGUACACGAAGGGAACAUGGAACGGGUUCGACAUUGCUCUCGUCUCGACCUACCUCGUUUACCUCUUCCUGCGACUCUACGGUCAACUUCACAACAGCAAAUGGGCCCGCUCCCUCGGGAUCGACCUCCUCGCCAUCAUAGCAUGCUUGUUAUUCCCAAGACUCGCCUUCGUCACCCUCAAGGACAACCUCAUGGUCCUGGCCCUCCGAGCGAUGAUCGUGCAAUUCCUGCUCCUCAUGAUGAUCGCAGCAUUUUGCUUCUGCGGGUUUCUGUAUGCGCUUUGGACACUAAGCCGCAACGAGCCAUGGCCGUAUAGUGCGACACAGAUCGCAUGGUGGAUGCUCGACAUCUGGUUCGGGCUCGACGCGAGCGGGUUCGAGAAAGCGACGAACUUCCACCCAUACUUCGGGCCUGUGCUCAUGGUCACGUACGCCUGUUUGAGCAAUACGUUGUUGUUAACUGUGCUCGUUUCUAUUCUCACGAACACGUUUGCGACGAUAAGCGAGGACGCGCUGGCUGAGGCCAUGUUCCGUCGCGCGGUCUCCACCAUCGAGGGAGUCAAGGCCGACUCGCUCUUCUCUUACCAUCCUCCAAUCAACCUUCUCGCUGUUUGCGUCAUGUUCCCGCUGAGCUUCAUUCUCACGCCGCGCUGGUUCCACAAGGUCAAUGUAUUCUGCAUCCGGCUUACCAGUUUCCCCAUCCUGCUCGGCAUUGCGCUCUAUGAGAGACAGGCAAAGAAGCACGGGACGACCACGUUCUCGGACACCUUGUCCGCCACGGUGGAGAGGAUAUUCGAUGCGCUGCCGAGGCAAAUUACGAGGCUUUCUAUUUUCGAGGGUUUCGCGGGUGCGGAUGGUGGCAUCGAAGCUAUCUUUGAGAUUGAAGAGGAACUCGGCACGAGUGCCCUCGACACCCGUUCCGAGGGCGAGGUGGAGAACGGACCACCUCAGACAUCCUACGCGUCCGGCGCGCUGCCUCCAUCGCCUCAGCAUCGGCGGCUGUCUUCGUCGACAACGGCGACGAAGCGCAGACCGUCUACGCCGUUGCAGUCUCCCACAGCCGUGACGAACCCUGCUCCCAACCAGCCGCCUCUACGCGCGCGAGUGAACUCCAUCACCGGUCCGCAGAGCUUCACCAGCCCGCUCGCGCAGAUCUUCCAGCCGCUGGUUGUCGAUGACGACCUGAUGGAGGAGGACGAUAAUGCAAGCGAAGCCUCAAGUCCGCCGCAGAACAUGGGCGUCCACUUCCCGUCGCCCCCAGGCGUGAGCUACGGUCCCGCGAGCCGGCGGCGGCUGUCGUCCAUGCACCGGCCGCGCAUGGAGUCCGGGGUGCGACGGUUCCCCAUCCUGGGCCGUGUCGUGAGCGAGGGGAGCGGCAAUGGUGUGCUGUCGGAGAGCCCGGAGCAGGCGGGUGGGGUGUUGCACGGGAGAGAGGGCGAGGGGCCAGCUGUGAACCAGCCCACCGCCGUGGCGGCAGGCAGCCCGCUGGGUCCGACGCCCCUUGCCAGCGCGAGGGAUGCGACAUCGCCUACGCCUUCGGCGACGGCGCAGCAAGUUGUGGAUACGCGCGCAGACACGGGCGCGGCGCCGGGUUGGGUGACACGGUUGGACAAGAUGGAAGCCAGGCAGCAGCGGAUCGAGGAUAUGCUGCAGCAGCUGGUGCAGGGGAUGGCGAAGAAAGCGUAGACCCUUCUUGUAUCCGACUCUACUUAGUUCUAUUACCUUGAUUUGGCAAGGCAGCGGCCAUGCCCAGCGCAAUCAUGAUGAUAUAGCAUUAGAAUGUAGGGGUUGAGGCAUAGAACUCCAAGUCUGGUCGACUGUCCAGAAACGGCGGUACAAAAUCGCACACGAGCAACAUAUUCUUGUCCAUCCGACCCACGCAUACUCGGCCUGUUACAGCACAUAUGUCGUAUUCCCCUCUGUUCCACGGCUGUUCGUCGUUUUGAGGAAAGAACCUGCCCCUUUUCCGCUUCAGGUAUAUCGUUUGCCCCGGCGUUAAUUCCUCUAGCGGCGCGAUGUUCACCAUCAGCUCGCCUCGCAUGAGAUCCGAGAGCUCGUAGGCCGCAGUGACCGUGUCCGCGCCCUGCUUGGGUGCUGCCACGCGAACGAUGUCAUCGUCAGUAAGGACGCAUGGGGGACCGAUGGGCGUGUUGUCGGGUGU